UGUUCGCGAUUGUCCGGUCCAAUCAUAGCGCGCAGGUGAAAGGAACGGAACGAACGGGAAAAACUAUCGAUCGAGAGAUUCCGCACCCGCAGCUUCCCACCGUAACGAUCGCGUCCGAUCGGUGCGUAUGCACCGGGCACCUGAAACCGAAACAUCAACCCCAUUCGUGUGCCAUUUCAUUUUCUAUCGUUUUUCAUCCGAAUUCGUUUGUAAUAAGCCUUGCGGAACCUAAACUAUCUCCUACUAGUUCGAACAGGGGAAAGAGAGAAAAACCGUGCGUCUACGAACGAGGAAAACGAACGAAAGCAAAACAAACCAAAAACCCCUGCAAUGAAGAAAGAUGGAGCCCAGGUAACCCAACAGGAGGGGGUUCGUGGUUUUGGAUGUAUUUUUUUUUUGUUUAGUUUUCGCACGAGCAGGACGAACCGCACCGCAUGGCGCUGUGAGCGGUUUCUGUGGCGGUAUCUAUAAAAAUGCGCCCGAUCGAAGUCGGAAGGCAGCAUUGGCAAUUUGUCGGUUCGAUUGUUAGGACGGCGUGUUAGUAGUUCCUCGUCUUUUUUGGUGUGGCUUUUUAUUUGGUGUGAUUUUUUCGUGAAUUUUUACAAGCAGUUUUUCACCAUUGUGCAGCAGUGUUGCAGUUUUGUUAAGCAUUAAACAUCGUUUGUUGUUCCUAAUUACACCGACUAGUGUGCAUUUCCUGUAGUGCUGUUGGGUUUGUGUUAUAUCCUCAUUCUCUUUCUUUCGUUGAUCGGAAUAUUCAAAUCGUAGCCGGUUUGAGGUGAAGAAAAACUAGUGAUUGAAAGUGUUUUAUUGCAAAGCAUUGCUGUGUGACUGGUGGUUAAACAACGUGUUGAAAUCUUCUUUACGAGAAGCAAUUUCAUUUGUGCUUCCACCGACAACGACGACGACAGGCAACGAAGAUGAAGUCCGUUAACAUCACCCUCACUGUUGGUUUGGUGCUUUGCCUGUUUGCCAUCGAUGGUAUCACGGCACGGUCUGGUGCAGACCGUAAGAAGGACUACGAUUACGAGUACGAGACGGGACUUUCCAGCUCAGGUGGAGGAGGAGGCUACAGCAGUUCGGGUAGCAGCUACACGCCCAAAUCGGGCUACAGUGCCGGCAGUGGGUUGCGUUCCAUUGCCCAAGGUUCAGCCGAUCAGGCUAACUCGGCCGUAGCGAAUCAGCAUGCCGCAGCCAAACAGGCUGCGUACGUUGCCCAGAACACGCUCGCUCAGGCCGCUUCACAGGCGGCCGCAACUGCUCAGGCCGCACUCGCCGGCAAGCACGUGCUGCUCCAGGGUCUCGAGCAGCAAAGUCUCGAAGCACAUCAGGCGCUCGAUGCGGAGAUACAGCAGCUGCAGCAAGCGAAACGUUCCGCUAAAGCAGCUCAGCACGCCGCCCAACAAGCCCUGAACCAUGUGCAGGUGUUGCAGUCCGCGCUAAACAAUGCUCAAGUAGCAGCCGAACACGCGCAACAGAGUGCGAGCGAAGCGGCAGCAGAAUUGGCCUCCCAGACGCAGAUGGUCGGUUCGGCGAAACAGCGAGUGGAAGCGCUCGAGGAGCAGCUCAAUUCGGCCCGCGUUGACUUUGAAGCUACGCAGGAAGCCGCCCAUAAGGCGGCCGCCUCGGCCCAAGAAGCGCAGAACAAUGCGGCCGAAGCGGCGGCUCACGCAGCCAUUCCGCUCGUACAUGUGGCUCAAUCGAUCUCGGACGGACAUGGACUCGGCAACAGCCACACACUGCAGGCGAAGAUCGGUAAGGUGGGUGGCAAGCAGCAACAUCACGCAUCGUCCGAGGAUGAGAUUAACAGUGGCGAGAUUGAGGUGGCAGCAAACCACAACUAUGGUGACUUUAAACCAUCCCAGCAGACGUUCAGCUUUGCUGGAUACUAAUGCGUAUCUGGUCUUGAGUCAGGCAUCUGCUCCAUACAUCCACCAUCUCAUUCACUAUUAUCACGCUGUUCCGCAGUGCAGCAAAGAUCUAUGUUUUAAUAGACCCACAUACGAACACAAACACACAUACACGCAAAUCCACGAAUGUACGCAGCUUCGAAGACAUGAAGGAGGCAAAAGCAGAAGCGGGGACGAGAUUGCAUCCAACAACUUCCCAAGAUCAGUGUCAAUGCGCGCCAGUGCACGCGCGCGCACAUUCAGAUGAAAGUGAAAUCGAUCGAUCCGCCGAUCAUGUGGUACGAGCGGUUGAAAGCGGAACUACAUUGGAGGCUCCAUUGCAACAAGCAUCAAAUACCGUAAUCCCGGAAGAUGAAGACUUUCACGGUCCCCACGCUACAUUGCAUUGCCAAAAGCCGGUUUUCGCAAUGAUCGCAUUGACGAAGGGCGUAGAGAGAACGAGUAACGCAGGGGAAGGAGAAGGGUGAGGUAAGUUUUUCCUGCUCCUCCGGUUCAUAUUCCGUCCCAACCGGUAGUGCUUCGAACUAUAUGAAAGACUACUAAACUAAAUGAAAGAAUGAACGAACGAACCGACCGAACCGACAGAUAUAGAGACAGAGAGACACGUGAUCGCAAAGUUUGUAUUUAUUUAUGUAACUAUCUAGGACGCGAGGAGGCUAGACAAAAACAAAACAAUCUGAGUGAACGUUUGAAAGACACUCUUUAGAAUGUAGUUAAUAUUGGUUGUGUUUUCUUUCUUUGUUUCGUUCUCUUCUACUACUUUUACUACUAUUACUAAUUUUGCUACUGAGUUUUUUUUGUUGUUGUACAGUUAAGCUGAUUGUGAAGAUUUAUGUAAUAAAAACGUGAAGGAAUAGUACAUGUAAUUAAUUAUUGUUCUGCAGAUGGUUUAAAUGAUCGUUUAUCGAUGACAUGUUGGUAUAUAAUAACAUUCAUACUUUUUUUUUUAUUACAUUGAAAUAUCUCAACAAAAGGUUUAAUCGUAUCCAUCAAUGAUAACAACUGAUAACGGCGCAAGCUAGAAAGAAAAAUUGCCAAAUGAUGCGUGUGAAAAAUUAAAAGGUUUCUUUUCCCUUCAUUCGAUAUGCUCAUACUGUCCAAUAAUCAAUAGGAAAAGAUCAUGAAUAAUAAUCAAUGGUAACAUGCGAAAAAAGAAUAGCUAUAUGAUCAACUGAAAUGGCUAGUCGGCUGGAAGAUAGAACUAAGUGUUACUUCCCUCCAUGGAUGCUCUCUUGAAGUUGAGGAUAGAGAUGAGAAUAACAACACUUUUUAGUGAGUCAACUCAGUGUGAAUGAGUCGUUAUAAGGAGUUAGCUCGUUUAACGACUCAUUUUGGAGUUAUAAAAAAACCGGCAUAAAUCUCCUAA
This is a messenger RNA of Anopheles funestus (African malaria mosquito), 3276 nucleotides long. RefSeq lists its product as uncharacterized. Bases 921 to 1892 code for a protein of 323 amino acids. The record is from RefSeq and is a predicted model, not a curated record. Lineage: Eukaryota; Metazoa; Arthropoda; Insecta; Diptera; Culicidae. The transcript has 3 exons.